This is a messenger RNA of Peromyscus leucopus (white-footed mouse), 2891 nucleotides long. RefSeq names its product MAGE family member E2 (gene Magee2). The record is from RefSeq and is a predicted model, not a curated record. Bases 829 to 2400 code for a protein of 523 amino acids. Lineage: Eukaryota; Metazoa; Chordata; Mammalia; Rodentia; Cricetidae. Gene Ontology annotation, biological process: negative regulation of transcription by RNA polymerase II. The transcript is spliced from 6 exons. Gene Ontology annotation, cellular component: nucleus.
UGUAGUUCCUUCAAAUCAGAGCCUGGUAGCCGUAGCAACAGUACAGGAAGUCCCGGCUGUUUUAAGUUGCGGUUCCGGUGUUCAGAACGCCAAGGACGAUGGGAAGCUUGAAUUUGUUUAUCUAGCUUUAGGCAAUUCGAUUCACCCUUUCGUGCUGCCGAGAACCCCUCGGAAGCCGCCACCCCACCGGGAUGGACCGAGGUGGCUUCCUUUGCUGGAAGCAUCUGACUCCAUAAUGUUCCAGACCCUGGAGACCUGAGACACAUCGACUCGCUUCUCAGGUUUUGAGAUGCACAAUGAUGAGAAAUAAAAAUGAAAAGAUUUCCAGAAAGAAGCCAUAAGAUUCAAGGUUUCACAGUCCAAGCUAAUGUCCACGGAUACUUGACCAAAUGAUCUGAGAAAAUUGCAGUCCUGGCAAAAGAAGUGUAACUAGACUAAGGCAAGAAAGAUGAUACAGGAAUCUAGGAUACAGGAGAAGGAAACAGGAAGGAACCAACAACCAUCAAACCAGACUGGGGGCAACUAGAAGAUUCCAAGUUUGGCCAAUAGGAAGAAAUCCUUCCUAAGCUUCAUUUGGGAAAUGGAGGGCCCUGGUAAAAAAAGAGGUGGAGCAUGGAUGACUACUGGAUUAGAUGGAGAGAAUGCCCAGGCAUCUCCAUGGCCCUACUGAUGUUCCAGAACUUCAUCAAGUCAGUGAUAAACUACAUGUACACCUAGAGGAGCUUCCGGGUAUCAGGCUUCGGCUCUGUGCCGAGGCGCCAACACACCUCCGAUCCUCUCUCCGAGGGAUCGCUGACCUCCGCGUUCGUGUUCCUGUCUCCUGGAACUAUGUCUCUGGUAAGCCAGAAUGCGCGCCACGGCAGCGCAGAGACCACUGCAGAUUACAGCGAGAGCAGGGGUGAAAUGCAGGCUACUAAUGCCUCCGGGCCCCCCACCUCCAUGCUAGUCCCUGAGGCUCCCCAGGGCCCUCAGAUUCCAAUCGACCCACAGGGUGCCAGCGCUCCCCAGGCUGUGCAGGACCCGAAUGACAUCGAGGUUCUCAUCGACGAGCAGUCCCGACGUUUGGGGGCGCUCAGGGUCCACGACCCUCUAGAAGACAGGUCGGUUGCUUUGGUGAAUUUCAUGCGCAUGAAAAGCCAAAGUGAGGGGUCAAUUCGGCAGUCAGACAUGCUGGAGUUUCUCAGAGAAUACUCAGACCAGUUUCCUGAGAUACUCAGACGAGCCUCAGCUCACCUGGAUCGGGUCUUUGGGUUAAAUCUGAGAGUUCUUGAUCCUCAGACUGACACUUACAACCUAAUCAGCAAACCAGGUCCCCAGACCACUGAACGGCUAGCAGAGACCCUGGACAUGCCAAAAGCAGGUCUCCUGGCCUUGGUCCUAGGGCACAUCCUCUUGAAUGGCAACCGGGCAAGAGAGGCCUCAAUUUGGGAUCUGCUGUUAAAGGCUGAUAGGAUGAAUAAGCCUCAGAGGAUCAACAGCCCCUUUGGGAACACAAGAAACCUCCUCACUACUGACUUUGUCCGUAUGCGAUUUUUGGAGUACUGGCCGGUAUAUGGCACUAAUCCCCUUGAAUUUGAGUUCCUGUGGGGCUCUAGAGCCCACAGGGAAAUCACAAAGAUGGAGGCCCUGAAGUUUGUAGCAGAGGCCCAUGAUGAAGAGCCCUGGAGCUGGCCAGAAGAAUAUAGCAAGGCCCUGGAAGCUGACAAAGCCAAAGAGAGAAGCCAGGCUGCUGGCUUAGAGUUCUGGUCAGAGGACGCUAUGAAUGAUAAAGCAAAUGAUUUGGUCCAGUUGGCCAUUAAUGUCACUGAGGAGUUGCUGCCUAUACAUCAGGAUGAGCUAUUGGCUCAUACUGGUAAAGAAUUCGAGGACGUGUUCCCAAAUAUCCUCAGCCGAGCCACACUAAUCCUUGAUCUGUUUUAUGGGUUCUCUCUGAUUGAGGUUGAUACCAGUGAGCACAUCUACCUCCUUGUUCAGCAACCAGAAUCAGAAGAAGAGCAAGUAAUGCUAGAGAGCCUGGGCAGACCCACCCAAGAAUAUGUGAUGCCAAUUCUGGGUUUGAUCUUCCUGAUGGGCAACCGUGUCAAGGAGGCCAGCAUCUGGAACUUACUCCGGAGAUUUAGUGUGGAUGUAGGGAAGAAGCACGCCAUCACCUGUAAGCUUAUGAGACAACGUUACCUGGAAUGCAGGCCACUCUCCUACUCUAAUCCAGUUGAAUAUGAGCUGCUUUGGGGUCCUCGGGCUCACCUUGAAAUCACCAAAAUGAAAGCCUUGGAAUACAUGGCUAGGCUCUACAGAAAGCGGCCACAGGACUGGCCAGAGCAAUACAGGGAGGCUGUGGAAGAUGAAGAGACCAGGGCCAGAUCCCAGGCAACUGCCAUGUUCUUCUUUGGCUCCAUGUGAAGUCUGAUGUUUGACUUUAGUUGAGUGGCAUCAGUUAAAGGGGCCUUUGGGAAAGGGGCAAUAGGAUCCUAAAUCAGAAGUUGGGAGGGCUGGGGUAAAGAGUACUCCUUGUGCUUAUUGUGUUCCAAUUCUAAUAAUAUUUCUUUCCUUCCAAUAUACUCUAAUUGUCUUGAUGAUCAAUGUUUAUAAAUGAAAUUGCUCGUUUUCUCUUCCUGUCUUGUUUCAGUAUAAAUGUUCGGAUAACUGUGUAAAACAUAUUGGUAAUAUUUAUGUAUUUGAAAUAACCAGUAAAAUAAGCUAAAUAACAGUAACAAUACACACAUGUACACAAACACACCCCAAACACAAAGCCCCUCAUUCGUGGUUGCCCUCCUUUUGAGUCUAUUGCUGUGUUAACAAACAAACAAACAAACAAAAAUAAAAGACUGCCACUUACCUGUAUUUAAUUUGCUGUUGCAGAGUGUAGUAAAAAAUAAAAGUAUAAUGAAUUA